This is a messenger RNA of Suricata suricatta (meerkat), 706 nucleotides long. It is a transcript of the gene PTS, whose product is annotated as 6-pyruvoyltetrahydropterin synthase. Gene Ontology annotation, molecular function: 6-pyruvoyltetrahydropterin synthase activity. Gene Ontology annotation, cellular component: mitochondrion. The annotation marks the transcript as partial. Lineage: Eukaryota; Metazoa; Chordata; Mammalia; Carnivora; Herpestidae. The transcript is spliced from 6 exons. The record is from RefSeq and is a predicted model, not a curated record. Gene Ontology annotation, biological process: tetrahydrobiopterin biosynthetic process.
CGCCUCGUCUCCUUCAGCGCGACCCACCGGCUCCACAGCAAAUGCCUGAGUAACGAAGAAAACUUGAAACUGUAUGGAAAAUGCAACAACCCAAAUGGCCAUGGACACAAUUAUAAAGUUGUGGUGACCGUUCAUGGGGAGGUUGAUCCUGUUACAGGGAUGGUUAUGAAUUUGACCGACCUCAAAGAGUACAUGGAGGAGGCAAUUAUGAAGCCCCUCGAUCAUAAGAAUCUGGAUCUGGAUGUGCCAUACUUUGCAGAUGUUGUAAGCACAACAGAAAAUGUAGCUGUAUAUAUUUGGGAAAACCUCCAGAAAUUUCUUCCUUUGGGAGUUCUUUAUAAAGUAAAAGUAUAUGAAACUGACAAUAAUGUUGUCGUCUAUAAAGGAGAGUAGCUUUUAGGGGUUCAUACUGUGGAGAGAUUAAUUUCUUCCCACAUUUGAAAAAGAUCUGUUUCCUCUUGAAUUAUUAAGAAGUCAUCACAGAAUCAUUAGACCUUCUCCUUGUGUCCUGGUGCCUGAUUUAUUGAAACCAUUGUGUGCAAGACCUAUUGUGAAUUCAGAUCUGUUUUCAAACAAAACUUGUUAAAAACACCCUGAGUAUCAUUUAGAGAAUCUUUUAUCUAUAGAUUAAAAAUCACUUCAUUUUCAGGAAAAUGUUGUGGUGUGGAAUUUAAAAGCAAAAUAAAUCAAAUUUUGUUUUCCAUCA